CCAGUGUCUUCAUAAAACUUCAGCAAUGGCAGCUAUAAGGAAGUUGACUGAAGAUCUUGGAUCCACAAACAGAGAAGGUGGCUGUUCCAGUGGCCUUGAAAGAGAAGAAGAAAGAAAGAAGGUGAUGAAUGAGGACAUUCGUAUCCACACAUGGCCCUGUUCUUAUUAUGUCAGCUCUGAGAAACGAUGGAUUUCUGGCAAACUCUCCCUCACACCCAUUUCAGUCAGAUUUACAGCUGACAAAUCUGGAGAGCUUCUGGUCAGCUUCCAUCUUUCCAGCAUCAGUGAGAUCAAGAAGGAGUCUUCCAACUUCAUCUUCAGUUCCCUCACUAUUUUGGAGAAGAAUGCUAAGCAUUGGUUCAGUUCCCUUCAGCCCAACCGAAAUGUUGUCUUCAACAUCCUCGAACAUUUUUGGAGGGAGCAGCUCCUGUCCUCUGAGGGAGCUGGAGCUCAGGCCCUUUCUUCCCAGACGUCCAAAGGGAAGGAGCUAACUGGCUUGCUGACAAGUUCUCAGAAGCGCCUGGAGGACACUGCAAAGGUGCUUGAGCACCAAGGCGAACAGUUUGAUAACAUGAUGAAGGGACUAAACAAGAUUGAAUCAGAGAUGGAUGUAGCAGAUAGGUUAUUAUCGGAACUUGAAUCACCUUCUUGGUGGCCGUUUGGUGGCAAAGUAUUGAAGGGGCCAUUGGAUGCAAAACCGAAGGAAGCAUCCUUGGUUUCAGAUUCCAGAAACAAGGACGGCGUAAUAAUGCACAUUCCAGUUAUUAUCACUGAAAGGACCGAGUCUAAUGUGAAACCUGGCAAACUCGCCCUCCUGGCUUCAGGCCUGGAGAUCAGCGACUCCAAUUCUCAGAUACUUCACCGGUUUGACAAGAAGGAUGUCGACGACGUCAAAGUUCACACGCCGUAUGAAAUCAGCGUCCGCCAAAGGUUCAUCGGGAAGCCAGACAUCAGUUAUCGGCUGCUGUCGGCAAAGAUGCCAGAAGCCAUUCCUGUCUUAGAGAUGCAGUUCAGCAAGAAGAUACAGUUCAUGGAGGAUGCUCUGGGGUUUGUUGGAGCACGGAAGACGCCUCAGGAAGAUGCUGGUGCUUCCAUUUGGCAAGCAGCAUCGGGGCUAAUAGGAAGCAUGGUGCAGGGUGGAUCGAUACCAUCGUCCUCUGAAGGCACAGGCGGAGGGGGCCAGCAGGCUCAGCUGCAGAAGCACAGAGAAGUUGUUUCUGAAUCUGAGGCUCAAGAGCUGAAACGGAUCCUGCGGAAACUCAAGAGUCUGGCCUUGGAAACAGAGACUGAGCUGGAAAGGCAGGAUGAAGCCCUUGAUGUCAUCACCUCUUCCGUUGAUCGAGCCACCAUGAACAUUGAUAAGCAGAAUCGUAGAAUAAAGAAGCUCACAUAGUCUGGCCAAGAAGCCCUUUGUGACCAGGAGCGACUGCGCCUUGGCGCACAAGCCAUAUAGUCUCCAAUUUGUGUUGUCAUAAAAUUCUUGAAAGGGACUUAGGAUUGCAGAGAGAACAUAUUUACUAGCGAUGGUAGUUCUGUGAGGCCUUACCUGCUACAAGAGAAUGUUCCAUAAAAUUGUGGCAAAAAUUAGCAUUCUCUCAUGCUGAAUUGGAGAGUGCUGUGAAUUCCAGCAGACUUGAGACUGCCCCACUGUAUGUUUGUGGGUAGUUUUUGAAAAGGAGUUUGUCCCAGGAUAUAUGGGAAGUGAAGUAAUGCUGGAUUAUGUUAUGCGAUGAUGCAUUGAGAGCUGCCUGAUGUGCCCUUAAUAGAAAAGGAUAGCAAAGUUCUCCCUUAAUUUGCCUACUGUAUGACUCACAUUACAAAUUUCAGUGGCACUUCUUGCGCACAGGGUUUUUCUGCUUCCCCUAAGGGAGCAAUUGCUAUGCUUCCGGCUAAAAUAAUAAGUGGUCUUCAAGCCUCUACAACCCACUUUGGUUGCAAGAGUUUAAGAGCAUUGUUUGGACAGGUAGAAGAUCCUUUCUCAUCUUGUCUCCAGCUGGAUGCUUCUUGGGAAGAAACCAUAAGUAAUGUGUGAAAUUGCACUCCCUCUGAAACACGGAGACGCCAUGAGCAAUUAGGGCUGAGAGACUGUCCUCCACAAAUUUGCCUAUAUCCCAUUUUAAAGCCAUAUAAGCUAAUGCUGAUGUAAUUGACAUAAUUGGAUUGGCCAGUUAGUUCCUCCCAAUGACUUGGACAGAUCUUUACGAGGCAAGGAGUGAUCCCUUGCCUUCUCAGAAGCUAAUUUUAUGCUUGCACUUUAUGUAAUUUAAAAGGAAUAGCUAUAAAUUAAACUUCAUUGAUCUUAUGUGGCUAUAAAACCUGUUUAGCUAUGAUUUUAAAUAGUGUCUUCCUAGGGAACUUAGAAUAGGUUUUAGACUUCUUGUAGUAUUGUGUAUUUGUACAAUCCAGUUGUGGUGUUGGUGGUUUUAUCUGUCCUGCUACAUUGUUCUUGGUGUGCAACUUGUUCUGUGUCUUUUUUCUUUUUGAGUUGAGCUGUAUUUUCAGGUUUAGGUAUCAGCUUUAGAAAUGCUAGUUUCAGUGAAAAACUUGAGAUUCAGCAGCAGCAUUUGGGUCACGCUGCCCAAAUAAGUGACUUUUAACACUCCGAUUUGAACAUUUUAGGUCUUGUAUUUCCAUUGGAAGCUUUGAGGACUUUGCAGAACUCAGAUUGUAGAUUGUUAGCCUCGUACGCAGUGCCUGUUUACAGGAGCAAAUUGUAGAAAAAAAACAUACUGCACUGAAUUUUUAGUGCUUUGUUUUUCAGUGCAGAAACUGCAAUUUUUGCAUUUUAAAAAAGCAGCUCUUCAUUGUCGGUC
Eublepharis macularius is the source of this 2813-nucleotide messenger RNA. It is a transcript of the gene SNAP47, whose product is annotated as synaptosome associated protein 47. The transcript is spliced from 5 exons. Gene Ontology annotation, molecular function: syntaxin binding; SNAP receptor activity. The record is from RefSeq and is a predicted model, not a curated record. Lineage: Eukaryota; Metazoa; Chordata; Lepidosauria; Squamata; Eublepharidae. Gene Ontology annotation, cellular component: SNARE complex; plasma membrane. Bases 26 to 1393 code for a protein of 455 amino acids. Gene Ontology annotation, biological process: exocytosis; synaptic vesicle priming; synaptic vesicle fusion to presynaptic active zone membrane.